GAGCCUCGAAAGAAACGAGCCAAGAUUGUAAGCGCAUGCAGCGAAUGUCGACGAAAAAAAACAAAAUGCAAUGGAGAACAGCCAUGUCGUAGCUGUGAAAAGUCAGCCGUCGAGUGCAUUUAUCCAAGUGCUACGGUAGAAGAUAACAAAAGAGGAGGAAAACAAGCCUUGGAAGCUAUCGAAGAUAGACUGAAAACAAUUGAAGACAUGCUCAAAGCUAUUCUUGAAACGAUGCCCGCUAGCGAUAGGCGAUUACCUUCUAUUCAUAAUUUGUCCGCU
Messenger RNA from Mucor mucedo, 279 nucleotides. RefSeq lists its product as uncharacterized. Gene Ontology annotation, cellular component: nucleus. The transcript has a single exon. The record is from RefSeq and is a predicted model, not a curated record. Gene Ontology annotation, biological process: positive regulation of transcription from RNA polymerase II promoter by galactose. NCBI's taxonomy places the organism in Eukaryota, Fungi, Mucoromycota, Mucoromycetes, Mucorales, Mucoraceae. Gene Ontology annotation, molecular function: RNA polymerase II cis-regulatory region sequence-specific DNA binding; DNA-binding transcription factor activity, RNA polymerase II-specific; zinc ion binding. The annotation marks the transcript as partial.